Messenger RNA from Brassica napus (rape), 3091 nucleotides. Its product is annotated as pantothenate kinase 2-like. The record is from RefSeq and is a predicted model, not a curated record. NCBI's taxonomy places the organism in Eukaryota, Viridiplantae, Streptophyta, Magnoliopsida, Brassicales, Brassicaceae. The coding region runs from base 235 to 2967 and encodes 910 amino acids. Gene Ontology annotation, cellular component: nucleus; cytosol. Gene Ontology annotation, molecular function: ATP binding; pantothenate kinase activity. Gene Ontology annotation, biological process: coenzyme A biosynthetic process. The transcript is spliced from 21 exons.
GACACUUUGUUGAGGGUACUUUGAAAGUCUUCGCAGUUCGUGUCUUUAUGUUCUUUGCUUUUUGCUGACUAAACUCUCGAGCUGCUGUGUUCUGGGUUUCUACCUUGUCUGGCUCUAAUUGAAGAUAUAUCUUAAUACUUGUGUAGUUAGGCCUAUUGUGUUAUUAUUUGUUAGGCAGUUGUUGGUGAUCCGAUUUUUCUGGGUGUAUAUUUUUUUUAUAUAAAAAGGAUAUAUAUGGCGGGUCCAGGAGAUGAUGAUGAGCAUGAUCCAAUUCUUGACGAUAGCAUAGAAGCUGAAGCAAAAACUCAGACUUGUGUUGGUGGUGGUAGUGGUGAGAGAGAUAUGGCUCCUUCUGCUCCUGGGCCUUCUAUUCACAGAUCUGGCUCUAGACCUCAACUUGAUCUGAGCAAAGCUGAGAUUCAGGGCAAUUUCGAGGAGAGAGAUCCCACCAUUCUAUUGCCUAAUCAAUCUGAUGAUAUCUCUCAUCUGGCACUUGAUAUUGGUGGAUCUUUGAUAAAGUUGCUGUAUUUCUCACGGCAUGAGGAGGACUACUCAAACGAUGAUGAUAAGAGGAAGAGGACCAUCAAGGAGAGGUUGGGUAUUACCAAUGGCAACUUGAGAAGCUAUCCUGUUCUUGGUGGCAGACUUCACUUUGUCAAGUUUGAGACUCACAAAAUAAACGAGUGUUUGGAUUUUAUUCAUUCUAAGCAGCUUCAUCGCCGAGAUCCUUACCCUUGGAGUUCGAAGACCCUGCCUUUGGGGACUGGUGUUAUCAAGGUCACAGGUGGAGGGGCCUAUAAGUUUGCAGACUUGUUCAAGGAACGUCUAGGCGUUAGUAUUGAGAAAGAAGAUGAAAUGCAUUGCCUUGUCUCUGGAGCUAAUUUUUUACUCAAGGCUAUUCGACAUGAAGCCUUCACGCACAUGGAGGCUGAGAAAGAAUUUGUACAGAUAGAUCCCAAUGACUUGUAUCCCUAUCUUCUUGUUAACGUUGGUUCUGGUGUCAGCAUAAUCAAGGUUGAUGGGGAAGGAAAAUUUGAACGUGUGAGUGGGACAAAUGUUGGUGGCGGUACCUAUUGGGGCCUAGGAAAACUUCUAACCAAGUGCAAGAGUUUUGAUGAAUUGCUAGAACUCAGCCAAAAGGGAGACAAUAGUACCAUUGACAUGCUUGUUGGUGAUAUCUAUGGUGGCAUGGAUUACUCCAAGAUUGGCCUCUCUGCUUCAACAAUAGCUUCUAGUUUUGGCAAGGCCAUCUCUGAAAACAAGGAGCUGGAAGAUUACAGACCUGAAGAUAUCUCCUUGUCUCUUUUGCGGAUGAUCUCAUACAAUAUUGGGCAGAUAUCAUAUUUGAACGCCCUUCGCUUUGGGUUGAAACGAAUAUUUUUUGGAGGAUUUUUCAUAAGGGGUCAUGCUUAUACCAUGGACACAAUUUCAUUUGCUGUGCAUUUCUGGUCGAAAGGUGAGAUGCAAGCUAUGUUCUUGAGGCAUGAAGGCUUUCUUGGUGCUCUUGGUGCGUUCAUGAGCUACGAGAAGCACGGAUUGGAUGAUUUAAUGUCACACCAGUUGGUUGAGAGGUUCCCAAUGGGUGCACCAUACACUGGAGGAAAUAUCCAUGGACCACCACUCGGUGAUCUUAACGAGAAGAUAUCGUGGAUGGAGAAGUUUGUGCGUAGAGGAACUGAAAUAACUGCGCCUGUACCGAUGACUCCAUCGAAAACAACUGGCCUUGGAGGGUUUGAUGUUCCCUCAUCAAGAGGUAGUCCUCUAAGAUCUGACGCCAGUGCUUUAAAUAUUGGCGUUCUCCAUUUUGUGCCCACGCUAGAGGUGUUCCCUUUGCUGGCUGACCCCAAAACGUAUGAGCCUAACACGAUUGACUUAUCAGACCAAGGCGAACGAGAGUACUGGCUCAAAGUUUUGUCUGAGCAUUUGCCAGACCUAGUUGAUACGGCUGUGGCAAGUGAAGGAGGAACUGAAGAUGCGAAAAGGCGCGGUGAUGCUUUUGCUCGUGCUUUUUCUGCUCAUUUGGCAAGAUUGAUGGAAGAGCCAGCGGCAUAUGGAAAGCUGGGGCUAGCAAAUCUCUUGGAACUUAGGGAAGAAUGCUUAAGGGAGUUUCAGUUUGUUGAUGCCUAUAGAAGCAUCAAGCAAAGGGAGAACGAGGCAUCACUUGCUGUCUUACCUGAUUUACUAGAGGAGCUUGAUUCAAUGAAUGAGGAGGCGAGGUUGCUUACACUAAUAGAAGGUGUUCUUGCUGCAAACAUAUUCGACUGGGGAUCUAGAGCAUGUGUAGAUCUAUACCGCAAAGGAACCAUUAUUGAAAUAUACAGAAUGAGUCGUAACAAGAUGCAGAGACCCUGGAGGGUAGAUGAUUUUGAUGCUUUCAAAGAAAGGAUGCUUGGGACUGGAGGUAAGCAGCCUCAUCGACAUAAAAGAGCGUUACUCUUUGUUGAUAACUCAGGAGCUGAUGUCAUUCUUGGGAUGCUUCCUCUUGCCAGAGAGUUUCUUCGCCGUGGGACUGAAGUUGUUCUGGUGGCAAACUCUCUUCCUGCUCUUAAUGAUGUGACUGCUAUGGAACUUCCUGAUAUAGUAGCCGGGGCUGCUAAGCACUGUGACAUCUUGAGGAGAGCGGCAGAAAUGGGAGGCUUACUUGUGGAUGCGAUGGUAAAUCCAGGAGAUGGGUCGAAGAAGGAUUCAACCUCAGCACCGUUGAUGGUUGUUGAAAAUGGAUGUGGAAGUCCUUGUAUUGACCUCAGACAAGUCAGCUCCGAGCUUGCAGCUGCUGCCAAAGACGCCGAUCUUGUUAUUUUGGAAGGUAUGGGAAGAGCUCUUCACACAAACUUCAACGCUCAAUUCAAAUGCGAGUCUCUCAAGCUAGCAAUGGUUAAGAAUCAGAGAUUGGCUGACAAGCUGAUAAAGGGAAACAUAUAUGACUGUGUUUGCAGAUACGAGCCUCCCUCUGUUUCUCAAAUGUAACCAAAAACUGAAAGCGAACCAAGAACUGAAUCGAGUUGUAAUACAAUUUAAGAACAAGGUCUGAGGAUUGAUAAUGCAAUACAAUAAUACAAACAAACAUACGCAAUACACAUGUUUUUCCUUA